Messenger RNA from Tribolium castaneum (red flour beetle), 1445 nucleotides. RefSeq lists its product as uncharacterized. Gene Ontology annotation, cellular component: mitochondrial inner membrane. The transcript has 3 exons. NCBI's taxonomy places the organism in Eukaryota, Metazoa, Arthropoda, Insecta, Coleoptera, Tenebrionidae. The coding region runs from base 248 to 1330 and encodes 360 amino acids. Gene Ontology annotation, molecular function: ribosome binding. The record is from RefSeq and is a predicted model, not a curated record.
UAACCCAGUAUUAAUUGGGUCUUGUUACUAAUUUUAAACUACAUUUAGUUAAUGAUAAUCUAUAGAAAAUAAUGUCCCUGUUCACUCUGUUGUAAACGUCAGUGUCAAAAAUAUCUAACCUUCAAACGAUAGCAUUACGAAAAUAGUUUUAAAUCCGAAUAACCAGUGUGAAAACGAUCAAUAUGGGCAAAAUCGAGGACGACAAAUAAAUACCAAGCGUUCGAGGUGCCCAAAUCGAUAAAUCACAAUGACUCAAGCUCUCCUCAACCGGUGCAGAAUGCACACUUUGAGCCUUUUCCCGCUACUAAAACCCCCGAAAAUGCCAACAACUGUCACGCAAUUUCACACGACACCUAACCCCCAUCGGAAGUCCCUCUACAAGACUGAGUCGAAGAAAAUCCGCUUUUUCGUCGUCCACCGUUACCUCGAAUAUUUGAAAAACUAUGACAAGGUCUUGGAGCGCAGCUUUCCGGGGGCCAUGCGGGUCUACCGCGUUUUCACAGUCGGUAUUAAAGACUUUGCCCAGGACUUGAAGGACUACUUCCGAAUAGUGCGAAUUCUAAACUCCCCAACCAAAGACAAGUUUAAAAGUUUGACGCGGCGCGAGAUCGAGCUCUACCACCAGAUGCCCAAAGACAUGCGGAAGGUGGCCCCCGUGUUGCUGAUUUCAGCCCUACCUUUCGCCAAUUACGUUAUUUUCCCGUUGGCUUAUUUGUUCCCGAGGAUUUUCCUCUCGCGUCAUUUCUGGAAUUUGCAACAAAGGGCCGAGUUUAGUAUUUAUUAUCUGAGGGGGCGUCUGGUGAACAAUCGGCCGCUUUUUCGGUGCGUUCAAGGCGAGUUGGAUAAGAUAAGGGGGCACAGGUUGUACUACAAAUGGGCCGAAGUUUUGGGCAUGAUGGGCAGUGGCGUCCAGCCCAAGGUUGAGCAGAUUCUACAGUGCAAGGAUUUGUUUACGUGCGAGCCGUACCAUCUGUUUUAUUUGAAGGGAAAACAUGUGAAACACUUGUUGAAAAUCCAUGACCUCCACAUGGGGUGGUUUCGGCGCUCGCGCCUCAUUGAACGAGCUGUGAUACUGCAAGAAAUGGACAAGGCCAUAGUCAGGGAAGGAGGCGUCCACAACAUGCCCCAAGACGCCUUAAAACACGCUUGUUACAUAAGGGGGCUCAACCCGAUGAAUAUGCGAAACGAAGACAUGAUAAACUGGCUAAACAACUGGAUCAAAAUUUCCAGUGUUGUUGACAGGGAAAGUUGGUCACUUCUGCUGCACUGUCCCAUUUUACUGGCUUACAACGAGCCCUCAAACUGGACACUGAUUUACAAACCCAAGUGAUUAUGUUACUAGUUAUAAUAAUUUAUUUUUGUGAUAAAUGAUAAUGAACCAAAAGUUUAAUUUUGUAUUAAAUUAGUAACAACAAGGGUUUGAAAUAAAACCAAUUGUUUUGUUG